AUGAAUUCAUUCUUGCUCUAUGAUCAACAAUUUCUUCUUUAGCAAUAACUUUUGCUUCAAUAACUUGUUUAAUUCAAUUCAUUGAUAGCUCUGAGGUAAGCUUUACACUUAAUAUAUGUUUAGAACUGCUUGCUCUCUAUAAGUGUAGUAAAGUCCUUAAAUUUAACCCCGAUCUCCUCAAGAAACUCAUACAAUAGAACAUAAUACUAUAAUAAAUGAUGAAUAAAGCUCAUUUGAACUAUCUAAAUCCCAAAAAAUAUCGAAAGCCAUAAAAAAAUCAAAGGUAACAAAGUCAAACAACCAAAAUUCUUCUCAAAAACAAACUAAAAAAAAGAUAUUCUUAUCCAUGAAAGACAUCAAGGAUGUCCAAUAUAAAAAGUAUUAAGUUUAAUUUAUCUAGAAACAAAAUCCAAAAUGAAAACAAAAAUGAAGAGGUAGUAACGAAAUAAGAAGAGAAGAAUUGA
Molecule: messenger RNA, 464 nt
Organism: Paramecium pentaurelia
Lineage: Eukaryota; Ciliophora; Oligohymenophorea; Peniculida; Parameciidae
Source: the annotation of a GenBank genome assembly